GAAACAUUAACUAUGGAAUCUUUAACUCUAAAUGUACAAGACAUUGAUGAUCUCAUUGUAAGAUUGAGGACCGAACGACAGUUUUCUAUAUAGUAACUAUGAAAAUAUAAGUAUUUUGUUUAAGAGACAUUCAAAUAUUGAAUCUAUAACACUAAACGUACAAGAUAUCGAAGAUCACAUUGUGAGAUUGUGGACUGAACGACAAUAAUUUAAUAUGAAUGUCCCUUAAGAUAAAAUAAUGCCUUAUGUAUAAAUUUAUUACAGAAUGAAAGUUUAUGUUAUUUUGCUAUUAUUAAUACGAUAUUUAUUUCAGAAUCUCUUUUAAAUUUUAUAUAGAAUUGAAAUGAGUUAAUUAUCAAGAGAGUAAGAACAUAGCUAAGUAGUUAAAGUACCUUUGUACAGUGGGCUUAUGUCGCUCGGUCCUCAAAGAUUAUCAUUGAGGGUGUUGAAGGUCACACAUAAGAUGCAAUGGUUGUGUGAAAUUGUUGAUGCAGAUAAAACAGGCGAUUAUAGUUUUAAUCUUGAAGUUGAUAAUGCUAGAUCAAUCUUAGUGGGUGCUGGAAUAGCUUUCCAGUGUUGUGACACACAUCCAACAUGCGUUGUCCGACAGUUUCUCCGGAUGGAAAAAUUUAACAGACUUCGUAUCAGAAGCUUGUGGCUAGGAUCGUCCUCUUACUAUAGCUCAAGAUUAUAUUUGACUUCAGGAUUUUACUAUCCUAAUAGAAUUAUGUUGAUUAAUACAUCUUCAGAUGGUACUGAUUCUUUUAUAACUGUGCCUAGUGAAAGCACUGGUAGUAAUUUUAAUGGUUCUAAAGGUGAUACUGGUGAAGUUAUUAGUUCUGUUUCACUUACAAUUGGAGGUUAUUAUCCAAAUUCAGUUCCAACUUUUAGUGUAGGUGGUGUUUUGAAGAAAUUGGAAAUGCCUCAAAAUCAUGAUUUUUAUUUUAGCAGCAAUGUUGUUGUUCUGAUUUAUUUUAGUUGUUCAUGUAUAAUUUCUUAUUCGGUGGCCUAAGGAAUAUGAGAUAUUGACCUUAGAUGAGAAAGGGUUAAACUUCGAAGUUGCCUUAGGACUAUUUUAUUCUUCUAAUUUCAAGACAUAUUUGUUGCAAAUUCUCAAUUGAUUCUAUCAUAAACAUUUUUCUAUUCGUAUUAUUUUUGAAUACGCCUUUGCUCUUUACGUAUAUAAAUAUAACACCCAUAUUAACAUUGUUCGUUCGAAUUUCUGAAUAAAUACAUAAUGUCUUUGCUAAUCUGCAUUCAGGAAAAUAAUUUUUAACUUAAUACUUCUGUAUUUUAUUUUUGGACUUGUAAUAAAAUGU
Messenger RNA from Scheffersomyces amazonensis, 1319 nucleotides. RefSeq lists its product as uncharacterized. Bases 410 to 1012 code for a protein of 200 amino acids. Lineage: Eukaryota; Fungi; Ascomycota; Pichiomycetes; Serinales; Debaryomycetaceae. The transcript has 3 exons. The record is from RefSeq and is a predicted model, not a curated record.